Molecule: messenger RNA, 642 nt
Organism: Caenorhabditis remanei
Lineage: Eukaryota; Metazoa; Nematoda; Chromadorea; Rhabditida; Rhabditidae
Exons: 1
Coding region: 1-642 (213 amino acids)
Biological process (GO): embryo development
Source: RefSeq, a predicted model, not a curated record
AUGAUUCAGAUAUCCAUGGUCCGAAAGUAUUUCACCAUCGGAUUUUUCCAAACAAAUGAUGAGCACUUUGAAACAAUGCGAAAAAUGGCUGAACAUAUUUCAGUGAUAUUCAGAACACCGAUUGCAAGUUUUGAAAUAAAUCAACAGAGCGAUCAAUUGACCAUGUCAAUUGUGAAAUGGUUGAGUACAUUGCAGCCAUCAGUUGUGGAUCUUGAUAUCGAUACAACAGAUGAUAUAACUGCUCCCACUUUAUUAUUUAUUAUGGAUAAUAUCAAAGUGACUGACUACUUUAGUUGGGAAUUGAAAAUGAAUACCCCUGAUUUUGAAUACACAAAAGCAAUCGACAUUCCCACGCUGAUAUUAUCUCAUUCUCAGGGGGUAACACUGAAAUCUAUACUGAAUUCAAGCAGUCGAGUGAUCGUUUUGGGUGAAUCGAAUUUGACUUUUUGCGACAUUAAUAGCUUCUUAAAACACUGGCUGAAAGGAUUCAAUCCACAACUUGAGUAUAUUUCUAUUCGACGAUUAAUGGAAGGGAAGGCAAUUGAAGAUGAUAUUGAAGAAGCCUUCCAGAUAAUAACAAAGGAUCUCAAUGUUAAGGAGCAUGAGGAGGAUGGGAGGAGACCGAUGCAAGUAAGAAUGUAA